AAUAGAUCAAAGUUCAGGUACAAUACCUGCCUUAUAUAUUUGAGCCACAGUGGCUGUAGUAACGUGGCUAAUACCUAGGUACCUUCAGGUACGUACAUUCCUUCGAUUAACCCCAGCUGUUCCGAGCCAAGAAUGAAUUGACCCCCCUUAAUCCCCCUUGAUCCCCGUUCAUGCGAAUGUGUAAAACCCGACCCCUAAAUCUGUCUUUCGCGUCUUCUCAUUAGUGGUUGGCAAGGCGUCGACAAUCGCGCUCGAGUACCGAAGCGUAGCACGACUAAUCUUGGCAACUUAUCUCGCAACCAACUUUUUGCAUGAAGUAGACAAAAACAUGCCUCAUUACACAGUUUGUGCUCUCCAGCUUCAUUGUUGCAUCCACGUAUAAGCUAUAAGUGUAGCUCUGGCUUCGUUACCGAAAGUCGCCCCGUUCGCAACCAACAAUGACCAUCGCCUUGAGCGAUCAUGGACGAUCCCUGGGGCUCGCCUUGGGCACUACCAGAAACGACAGCCAAGAAUGACCCUCCGGCACCAUCACAUCCGAAAAAUCUACUUAGUCCACCCCCAAGAGCUUUCUUCGGUAGCGCAUCAAACUUUCAAAGCCAAUCUCCAUGGGCGAUCGAAGAUGGGCUCGGAGAUUGGACUGGUACAGAGCAGACGGAUGUUGCGGCAAAUGCGGUGGAUUGGGGCGUAUGGGCAGAACCAUCUCCGUUGAUUUCGCAGCCAAGUCCGAGGCCAGACGAAUUUGGGAAAGGGAGUUCGGUUGCAUUACCCAGCAGCGCCGCGACAUCUCCAGGGCUAAGACCACUCCCGCGAUCUCGAACUUCUUCCGUAUACCGACAUCACUCGCCAGAUCCGUGGGCAACCGAAGUAUCGCUACACGAUAGGAAGGACGACUCUUCAACGCCUGUGAACGCACUAGGGAUCAGCAACAUAGAUUCCCAGCAUGAAUUAAGCAAACCCCCUGUGCUAGCAGUACAAAAGCAAGAUACCGCAGCCAUCCAAGAAACAAGGGAGGAUAAUAAUAGGGUAAAGGAGGAGAGUGAACAUAUCCCAGCUGGUGGAUCGCAAUUGUGGGAACUACCAUCACCAUCAUCAAACGUCCAAAAACGUCAAGAUUCGGGAUUUGAUUCGGCGCCUAAAAUCGACAUUCAGGAUGCUCUAUCUAGACCACCAUCUACAAUUUCGCUCAAUAGCUCUAAUGAGUUGGACCAUCAGGACUCUCCAAUCACGUCCAUAGACGAAGAUACUAGGUCACGCCUCCAGAAUCGUUCUAGGAAGGCUUCAGGCAAGGUCCAGGAGCUUGUGGGAUUGUACGAUGGUUUAACAAAAAUUCCCACAGAAGACCCAUCUGCAUCAACGCAGCUUGAGCCGCCAAGGGGGGAGAGCCGAAGAGGGUCGAGAUCACCGAGUCAGGCCAGGAGCACAGGCGGGGACACCGAUUUUGGCGACUUUGAAGACGUGCGGAGUGAGGAUGGCGAACCAGCUUUUGAUUCAAACACUCCACUGGCUGCUCCUAAAAGAUCAUAUACGCCUACACCUCGGUCCGAAGACACCUCUAUCGAGGACCACAUCAGUGAGCCCUUAGGGCACAAUCCUGCAUCAGCAGCAACUGUCUCCGUACCAGUUCAGCAGCUUAUUGACAAAUUCGGCCCUAUACAGUUUGAUAUUGACUUUCAAUUAGUUGAUAAUCUCUUCCCUGAUCUUACCCAGGAUUUAAAGGAGGAUGGAAAUACAAGAAAGAGCAGCGAUAUCCCAGAUCAAAUCAUUAGGGAUAGUUUUACGACAAUUUCAGAGCGUAAAACUUGGUACCGUCUCUCCCGUUAUGGGUCAAUGCGUAAGCAUGACUUAGGAGAUGAUGAUAACUACCACAGAGUAGAAUGGCCGACAUCCCGUCUGCACGGCGAUGUUAUAAAAAUCGUUAGAAGAUGGAUGGAGGAGGAUUCGAUAUCUGGACGGGUCACACUUGGGGCCGGUAUACGGACGAGUGUCUUUAACUGGGAUUCCUCUGCGGCCCCCGUCGACCUAGGUAAAGUAUUCGCUCGCAAGGCGUCUACCACUCACUCGCGAAAUACUUCACUCCCAGCAACAAAUCUCUCCUUGGAACAGCCGGCGCGUUCAGCAAUUUCUCAUUCUAAAGUGACGCCAAUAAAAAGUCCGAUCAAGCCCCCCGAUAUGACCCUCAAAGCUCGACCUGCUUCCAUUCCCAGUUUCAAUUGGAGUUUAGACACUAAGUCACCCCCUAUUACGCAUUCAAUCACCAGCAACGAUGACGGUGAUGAUCACGUAAGCUCUACACACCAGACCAUAUCAGCAACCGCUGCGGCCGAAGCUACAAUCCACACCGCGAUUCAAACACCGGCACAUCUAAGUCAUGGAGAGGCUAGUGAGGAGAAUGAAGAAGAUGACUGGGGUGAAAUGGUGUCGUCGCCUCGGGUAGAAUCUCAGCAUGGCCCCACCCCCAUGAUACAGUCAAUAGGCAACACGAAUAGCGCUCCCUUAACUUCAGCUAGUAGUGCCGCUAACACACCUACGACCGACACAAAGAGCGUACCAAUGGCUCAAAGCGACAGUUCAACGUCUAAACUUUCUAUUUCGAUACCCCAGAAUACUCCCCCAGCACAAGUUUCUAGUCGGCCAGCAUCCUUGACCGUGAAAACACCAAAAAUAGACCCAUGGUCUACCGCAGAUUUCUCCACAUUCGAAGGUAUUUCCGCACAGACGCCAACGUCGUCGAGGCAAGAUACUUGGCCCUUUGCCGAUUUAUCUGUUUUCGCAUCGCCAGCGUCCGGAUCAACACCAGCUUUGACGCAUUCUCCAAUCUCGAAGUCAAAGCUUAGUUUAGAUUCCCACGACAGGAGUGCCGUUCAGGCGAGUAUCAACGAGGCCAAAAGGCCUAAAACUCCCUUAAAAGCUGUCCUUGGUCCGAUUGAGAACAAGAUAGACAAACAAAACCAGGAGAAGGUUGUCAAGAGUAUUGUACAAAACCUACCCGAUCUAUCAUAUAUGCUGCGUUAGCUCGUUGCUGGACGAGUUUAUUUUUGCUUGGAUAUUAGACGGAGUUAAAACGAUGGCGGCAGCUGAUUAUUCAGUUGUAGGAUAAGUUUAUCGGAUCGUUUCGAAACCUCGAUGCUUGGAAUAAACAACACGGUAGUCAUUUCUUGGGUAUGAAACGAAGCAUUGCUUUAGGCGUUCAAGGAUUUGUGAUUAUGAUAUUAUAUCCUGUACGCCACAAGAGCUUUUACAUUCCAGACCGGUCAACCGGUCAACCGACCAAUGAGAAUAAUAUAUCAAUACUUAAUACCUAGUCGUCUCUUCUCCCAUAUAGCCAACCAAUCCCCAGGAUUCCUCGACCUCGGAUAACUACCUAAAAGCGCAGUGUUGAGCUAAUGGUGGAAUUUGAGACUGAAAGUGUUGCAUAAGCCACCGUUUCUUGAGGCUCAAUGCAACCGUUUUGCUGGUUUGGUUAGCCCCUUGUUUUACAGGGGCUUUUAGCGCUGCUUAUUUAAUCCUCUUAACGUGGCUUUGGCACGACACUUCUAGGACCCAGCCAAUAAGC
Molecule: messenger RNA, 3553 nt
Organism: Daldinia vernicosa
Lineage: Eukaryota; Fungi; Ascomycota; Sordariomycetes; Xylariales; Hypoxylaceae
Exons: 1
Coding region: 460-3012 (850 amino acids)
Source: RefSeq, a predicted model, not a curated record